This is a messenger RNA of Lathyrus sativus (Indian pea), 417 nucleotides long. NCBI's taxonomy places the organism in Eukaryota, Viridiplantae, Streptophyta, Magnoliopsida, Fabales, Fabaceae. The record is from the annotation of a GenBank genome assembly.
AUGUCAGGCUUUAAGGUAAACUUUCACAAGAGCUUAUUGGUCGGGAUAACUAUUCCACACCAUUGGCUUGAAGAAGCAACACAAGUGUUAAACUAUAAACUAGGAUCCUCAACAUUCACUUAUCUUAGUCUACCGAUUGGUGCUAACCCAAGAAGAAAUGAUAUGUGGCAACCCGUCAUAGAUACAGUGAGAUCAAGAAUGUUAAGGUGGAAAGUUAGGUUGUUAUGGAUCAAAGGUCGCGUGGUCAUUAUAAAAUCGGUCUUGUCGGCUUUAUCGAUAUAUCUUCUCUCCUUCUUCAAGGUGCCGUUAGGUGUCCUAUCCAAACUUGAAUCUCUUUUUAAGCAGUUCUUAUGGGUCGGGAGGAUGAAUAGCGAAAGAUUAAUUGGGUUAAAUGGGUUCAGGUAUGCAGGCCUAUAA